Messenger RNA from Fopius arisanus, 1359 nucleotides. Its product is annotated as mitochondrial tRNA-specific 2-thiouridylase 1. Gene Ontology annotation, biological process: tRNA wobble position uridine thiolation. Gene Ontology annotation, molecular function: sulfurtransferase activity. The coding region runs from base 145 to 1341 and encodes 398 amino acids. NCBI's taxonomy places the organism in Eukaryota, Metazoa, Arthropoda, Insecta, Hymenoptera, Braconidae. Gene Ontology annotation, cellular component: mitochondrion. The transcript has 7 exons. The record is from RefSeq and is a predicted model, not a curated record.
ACAAUGAAAUCUGUGAUUUCCAUUUGAUUUCACGCGAAAGCUUUUUGUUAUUCCCAGCUAUUUAUUCUCUAGGAUUUAUGAAAGUUUUCGUUUUUCUUCGAGAGUUAAAAUUCGGAAAAAUUGGGGAUUAUUUUAGAAAAAGUGAUGUUCAGGAAUAUUGCGGUUGGUCUGUCUGGGGGGGUUGACAGUGCUGUUGUUGCUCUGUUGUUGAAGAGGAAAGGGUUCAAUGUUACGGCGGUUUUUUUGAGGAAUUGGGACACUGCUGAUGAGACUGGAAAGUGUCUUGCUGACGAGGAUUAUAGAGAUGCUCAGUAUGUUUGUAGAAAGAUCGAUGUUCCUCUUGUUGAGGUGAAUUUUGUUAAGGAGUAUUGGCACGAAGUGUUCACGUACCUCCUGGAGAGCUACCAGAACGCAGCCACUCCAAAUCCCGACAUAAUGUGCAAUAAGAACAUAAAAUUUAAGAAAUUCUAUGAUUUUGCGAGAGAGAACUUGAAGGCUGAUGCCAUAGCCACCGGUCACUACGCAAGGUCCUCCUUCGGUCCUUAUCUGGAGAAAUUUAAACCAGACACCAAAAUGAAACUGCUGCAUGCAGUAGACGAAAAGAAAGAUCAGACGUUUUUCCUGUCACAAGUUAGUCAGGAGUCGUUGCAGAGGUGCAUGUUCCCUCUAGGUGGAAUGCUGAAGACAGAUGUGAAAAAAAUAGCUAUGGAAGCUGAUCUGGAAAUAAUUGCCCAGAAGCCUGAGAGCAUGGGGAUCUGUUUCAUUGGAACUCGAACCUUCCAAAAUUUUAUACCACAAUAUCUGGAGAAUAAACCUGGGAAUUUCGUAGACUACGACACGGGGAAUAUCGUUGGCCAACACCAUGGGAUUCACUACUGGACUCUGGGUCAGGGCUGUCGAAUUGCUGGCACUCGUAAAAAAUUCUAUAUCUUCCAGAAGAGCGCCAAGACGGAGGACAUCCUGGUUGUGGCAGGUACAGAUCAUCCAGCAUUAUUCUCUCGAUUGAUGGUCACAUCGAAUCCCCACUGGAUUCAUGAAGAGCCAGAGGAGUUGAUCGACAGUUGGACAGUUCUCAAUUGUGAAUAUAGGAUUCAGAGGAAUGAGUUACUCUGUCCCUGUCGAGUUUAUAAAACUACCAGUGGUCGAUUGGUUGUUAUUUCUGAGAGGGCGAAAAGGGCUGUGUCUCCCGGGCAGUUCGUUGUUUUGUAUCGUAACGAGGAAUGCCUGGGGAGUGCUCCUAUAACGUACGCAGGGCCUUCCCUUCAAGCCCUUGGGGAAGUCGCAGUCUCGUCAGACAUUGAAGAGAGUGAUAGGUCAUUUGAAACGAUCGCAGUGAAUUAGAGUGAAUAACUUUUAAUA